This is a messenger RNA of Spea bombifrons (plains spadefoot toad), 1453 nucleotides long. RefSeq names its product phospholipid phosphatase related 2 (gene PLPPR2). Lineage: Eukaryota; Metazoa; Chordata; Amphibia; Anura; Pelobatidae. The record is from RefSeq and is a predicted model, not a curated record. Gene Ontology annotation, molecular function: phosphatidate phosphatase activity. The coding region runs from base 151 to 1227 and encodes 358 amino acids. The transcript is spliced from 8 exons. Gene Ontology annotation, biological process: phospholipid dephosphorylation; phospholipid metabolic process; signal transduction.
UCUUCCCAUUUAUCCUUUUUCUUCUCCCCGUCCCCCCCCCCACCAUCCUUCCAGGCUGUGUUCAGGGAGGGGACCGAAAUGUCUGCCAGCAGUCUCUCCUCCCUCUGAGCUGAUUCCAGGGACCGUCAUAGGGGGUAGGAAAUCUGGACAAUGCCUGCAGGUCCAGCUGGAGGACGUUGUGCGUCACACAUGGCUGCCCAUGAGGCAGAGAUAAAGAGCAGCGCCUCUAUCAUCCCAUGUUUCCUGUUUGUAGAGCUGGUUCUCAUGGCUGGUACCGUGAUCCUCUCGUACCACUUUGAAUACACCGACACGUUCCCCGUCCACUCCCAGGGAUUCUUCUGCUACGAUACAUCUCUGUCCAAGCCUUAUCCAGGACCUGAGAGCACCAGCCAGGCACCACCGCGUCUCUUAUAUCCGCUGAUCACUGUGCUGCCCAUCCUCACGAUCCUCCUUGGAGAAGUCUCCUCCGUCCUGAUAAAUCCAAGAUGGCGGAGCAAAGAGAGAGUGAUCUCCUGCGGGGACUGCUGCUUCUUCAACCCUUUACUGCGACGUGUGGUCAGGAUCCUAGGUCUCUUUUGUUUUGGGCUCUUCUGCACGGUCAUUUUUGCUGGUGCCGUCCAGACGGUCACUGGUAACCAGACCCCCCACUUCCUAACGGUGUGCCGUCCAAACUACACGGCUCUGGGCUGCGUGUCGCAUGUUCAGUACGUGUCAUCGCCACACGCCUGCACGGGUGACCCUGACCUUGUUACCGAGGCUCGGAAAGCCUUCCCAUCAAAACCCGCAGCUCUGGGGGCAUACGCAGCGGUUUACACUACGAUGUACAUCACUCUGGUUCUGCGGGUGAAGGGUUCCAGGCUGGUGAAGCCCUCCCUGUGUCUGGCUCUCCUCUCUCCCUCCUGGCUUCUGUCCGUCCUCCGCGUGGCUGAAUAUCGGAACCACUGGAGAGACGUGCUUGCCGGCACCAUCACCGGAUCGGCCAUUGCAGUCUUCCUGGUGACUUGUGUUUUGAAUAAUUUCGGGAGCUCAGAAUCCAAGUGUGUCGAGGAAGAGCGGCCCCCAGACGAAUUAGAUGAAAAUAUCGCUCCGGAGCUGCACCCGCCCAAAACACACCAUGAAAAGGUCUCCAAGAUGUACCUCCAGAUGUCACCUGAUCCACCGCCGUGCCUUGUUCCUGUGACUCCUGACGUCUUAAUACCCUCCAACUGUAUGACCAGCCAAGUGUAACACCUUCUGACAAUCAACAGCGGGUUCCAAGAUGGAGGAACACCACUGCAUGGAGAUCCUCAACUUCACCCUAAACCUAGUAUCGCAGGAUAACAGAGACUGUGGGAGUAAAGUACUGUACAUCAAAUAGGAAUUAUUAAGAAACAGUCCCACUCAGCGCUUGUCUACAAUACCUGUCACAUCACAUUCAUAAUUGGUUUGAAACCCCAGUACAUGAAGUCAAGAA